GGGACCCUUCGCAUGAAGAGGGGGAGAGAGAACUUGAACCCCACGAUUCUCCUCUGAAGGAACCGGCGUGUCCCAAGAUGGAGUAUGUGACGGAAGCUCCCGUCCACACCCCUGGGCACAUCUUGUGCUGUGAGUGUGGUGUCCCAAUUAGUCCAAAUCCUGCCAAUAUUUGUGUUGCCUGUUUAAGAAGUAAAGUAGACAUCAGCCAAGGCAUUCCAAAACAGGUCUCUAUCUCUUUCUGCAAACAGUGCCAAAGAUAUUUUCAGCCACCAGGUACUUGGAUACAAUGUGCAUUAGAAUCCAGGGAGCUUCUUGCUUUGUGUUUGAAAAAAAUCAAAGCCCCUCUGAGUAAGGUACGACUUGUAGAUGCAGGCUUUAUUUGGACUGAGCCCCAUUCGAAGAGACUUAAAGUUAAACUGACAAUUCAAAAAGAGGUGAUGAAUGGUGCUAUCCUUCAGCAAGUGUUUGUAGUGGAAUAUAUUGUUCAGCCACAGAUGUGUGGAGACUGCCAUAGAGUAGAAGCCAAGGAUUUUUGGAAGGCUGUGAUUCAAGUGAGGCAAAAGACUCUACACAAAAAAACUUUCUACUAUUUGGAACAAUUGAUUUUGAAACAUGGAAUGUAUCAGAAUACACUUCGUAUCAAAGAGAUUCAUGAUGGUCUGGAUUUCUAUUAUUCUUCAAAACAACAUGCCCAGAAGAUGGUAGAAUUUCUUCAUUGUACAGUUCCCUGUAGAUACAAAACAUCACAGAGAUUGAUCUCUCAGGAUAUCCGUAGUAAUAUAUAUAAUUAUAAGAGCACCUUUUCUGUGGAAAUUGUUCCAAUAUGCAAGGAUAAUGUUGUUUGUCUGUCUCCAAAACUGGCACAUAGCCUGGGAAAUAUGAACCAGAUUUGUGUGUGUGUUCGAGUAACCAACACUAUCCAUCUCAUAGAUCCAAAUACUCUACAAGUUGCUGAUAUUGAUGGAAACACUUUUUGGAGUAACCCUUUCAAUAGUUUAUGUCAUCCUAAACAACUAGAAGAGUUUAUUGUGAUGGAAUGCAGCAUCAUUCAAGAUCUAAAGCGCAAUGCAGGUGCUGGAAUGAUAUCCAAAAAGCAUACCCUCGGGGAAGUCUGGGUACAAAAAACGUCUGAGAUGGAUACAGAUAAACAAUAUUUUUGUCGCACUCAUUUGGGACAUCUGCUAAAUCCUGGAGACCUGGUGUUGGGAUUUGAUUUGGCCAACUGUAACAUAAAUGAUGAAUAUGUCAACAAAAUGGACUCAAAUAGAGUCCCAGAUGUGGUAUUAAUUAAGAAGAGUUAUGACCGAACCAAACGACAGCGCCGUAGAAACUGGAAACUUAAAGAGCUUGCAAGAGAUAGAGAAAACAUGGAUACAGAUGAUGAAAGGCACUACCAAGACUUUCUUGAGGAUCUUGAAGAAGAUGAAGCAAUUAGAAAAAAUGUCAACAUUUACAGAGAUGCAGCCAUUCCUGUGGAAAGUGACACUGAUGAUGAAGGAGCACCUCGAAUUAGUCUGGCUGAGAUGCUUGAAGACCUUCAUAUUUCCAAAGAUGCUACUGGCGAAGAAGGUGCAUCAAUGAUGACACAAUGAAUUACUAUGGUUUCCAUGUUGUUGAGGUUAGGAUA
Messenger RNA from Suncus etruscus (white-toothed pygmy shrew), 1627 nucleotides. It is a transcript of the gene NMD3, whose product is annotated as NMD3 ribosome export adaptor. Gene Ontology annotation, biological process: ribosomal large subunit export from nucleus. NCBI's taxonomy places the organism in Eukaryota, Metazoa, Chordata, Mammalia, Eulipotyphla, Soricidae. Gene Ontology annotation, cellular component: cytoplasm; nucleus. The transcript has 15 exons. Gene Ontology annotation, molecular function: ribosomal large subunit binding. The record is from RefSeq and is a predicted model, not a curated record. The coding region runs from base 78 to 1592 and encodes 504 amino acids.